This is a messenger RNA of Chanos chanos (milkfish), 1419 nucleotides long. Its product is annotated as rho-related GTP-binding protein RhoA-C. Gene Ontology annotation, biological process: small GTPase-mediated signal transduction. Bases 49 to 630 code for a protein of 193 amino acids. The transcript has 5 exons. The record is from RefSeq and is a predicted model, not a curated record. Gene Ontology annotation, molecular function: GTP binding; GTPase activity. Lineage: Eukaryota; Metazoa; Chordata; Actinopteri; Gonorynchiformes; Chanidae.
UGGCAGGAAAAGAAGGAAAGCGGAUACAUCCGAGGAACACAACAAACGAUGGCUGCCAUCCGUAAGAAACUGGUGAUAGUGGGGGAUGGAGCGUGUGGAAAAACUUGCCUGCUCAUUGUGUUCAGUAAAGAUCAGUUUCCAGAGGUCUAUGUACCCACUGUGUUUGAGAACUACGUGGCAGAUAUUGAGGUGGAUGGGAAACAGGUAGAACUUGCAUUAUGGGAUACAGCAGGGCAGGAGGACUAUGAUCGAUUAAGACCUCUGUCCUACCCAGACACUGAUGUCAUACUAAUGUGCUUCUCUAUAGACAGCCCUGACAGCUUGGAGAAUAUUCCAGAAAAGUGGACACCAGAAGUGAAACAUUUCUGCCCCAACGUUCCCAUCAUACUUGUGGGUAACAAGAAAGACCUGCGCAAUGAUGAGCACACAAGACGGGAGCUCGCAAAAAUGAAACAGGAACCUGUUAAAAUAGAAGAGGGCAGGGACAUGGCCAAUCGUAUCAAUGCCUUUGGCUAUCUAGAGUGCUCCGCCAAGACAAAGGAUGGAGUGAGGGAGGUUUUUGAAAUGGCCACCAGAGCAGCACUGCAAGCGAAGAAACGUGGCAAGAAGAGCGCCUGCCUGUUACUAUAGAAACCCCAGAAAAUAGGGGUGGCAGUGUGGUUGAAUACAGCCAGGGAGAUUUAGGAAUGGGGAGGGAGGGGUCAGGGAAAGCAGGGGUGCCCUGGUACUCUGGGCUUAUCAGUGAUGGGGGAAAUGAGGCAACAUGAGAAACUCAAACCAUAAGAGACCAUUGUCAAGGUUUAGGGAAAGGGAUGUAAGUAUUCUUACAUGUUAUCCAUCCGGGAGUUGGGGGUCACGGCUUCUCAUAUCACCUCAGCUGUACUGUGGCGGGUAUGUUUGUAAAGGACUCUAUAGCUAGAAUGUUUUAGUUAGUUUGUUUUUUUUUGUUUGUUUGUUUGUUUAUUUUUAACCCAACUGGUAUACUUCACUUUUAUACAUGGUCCUAAAGAGUUGGCUCUCAUAGGUUUACUUAUCGUCUUCAGCAGCUGUUCAGUGUGUUUGAUAGAUUGUAUGUAUGUAUGUUUGUACAUGUAUGUAUAUUAAUGUGUGUGAAUAUGAAUGCAUGUGUGUUUCUUUUGUCGCUGUUGCUUUGUUUGUAUAUGAGCGUAUUAUUUAGAUCGUUAUGUCCUGUUCUAGUUCUCUGUUCAAACGAAGCACAGAUUCAUUGAGGCGGUUCUUAUCUGUAACCACCUCAUUCUUCAGUCUCUCCCCUAUUCAUUAAUGAUGUUACAAAGAACAAGUCUGGGUUGUUGCCCAGUGACAUAAAACCAUUGGCAGUUCUGAGUUAUUUAAAAAGAUUUGCCUUUUUUUUUAAACAUUGCAUUUAGAAAUGAAAUUUAAAUUAAAACAGCUUUUAUG